GCAGCAAUGGUUUCCUUCCCUUCUUUUGUGUGCAUAUAUGUUUUUGAAAAGUCCCUGUUGCCUUUCGUUACGCCCAUUGUGGCAUAGAGCAUCGAUUUAGGAGAAGAAAGUCCUCAAAAGGAUGUAUACAGACUUGGAGUGCUUGCUUGUGUGGGUGAUAGUUAGGGACUCCGGAGGAAAAUAGAAAGUGGGCUAAGCCUCAUCAGCGAGUAUGAGAGGCCAUCGGGAUGUGAAGCCGAUCUUGUUGCAGGGCCUCUUCUUCUUCCUCUUUUUUCCACGCUCAUUCACGAGCCAAAAGCUGUUCCAGGGAGCUUCAUAGAGAGGAACACGAGAGGACGGGAGGAAAGAGGCCAAGAGCCACCGACUGACUCAGAGACUGACGGACUGACUAUAGUAGCUGAAUGAGUUGAGGAGGCGGACGACGACGAGGACGACGACAACGAGGACGACAACGAGGACGACGAAUCUCUACGAACAACCGAAUGGCCUCCUCAAAAGCCAAAGAAAAAAUUGGUUCAGCCAAGACGUAGGCACACUCCCACACUCACGAGCACCAACUUGAACGAGAGCAGCAGCCUUUCUGGACCUUCCUUGAUACAUCAUCAUGCCUGGCCAAGCUGAUGAUCGGACAGCCCUAUAAGGACAAUCCUACAAAUAGAACAGAGAAGAACAGUCCAAGUGUGUCUAGGACAAACUAUGGCGAGUUUGUGGGCCCAAUUGCAUUGGUGAGUUGGGAAAAUGUUUAUGGGCGUGAUCCUUUGCCUACUGGCUCAGACUCAAGGAUGGGUAGAUGGUAGCCCGGAUGCCAAAAGGCUCUACGACGAUCUCCUCUCCAACUACAACAGGCUCAUUCGUCCCGUGGGCAACAGUUCGGAUCGAUUGACGGUCAAAAUGGGACUAAAGCUCUCGCAGAUCAUUGGAGUAGACAUGAAAAAACAAAUUGUCAUCACCAAUGUUUGGGUGGAACAACAAUGGCACGAUUACAAGCUAAAAUGGGACCCGGAGGAAUAUGGUGGGGUCAAACAUUUAUACGUGCCCUCCCAAAACAUUUGGCUACCUGACAUCGUAUUAUACAACAAUGCCGACGGAAACUACGAGGUGACCAUCAUGACGAAAGCAGUGCUCCAUUACUCGGGCAAGGUGACGUGGAACCCACCCGCCAUUUACAAGUCUUCGUGCGACAUUGACGUGGAGUUUUUCCCUUUUGAUGAGCAGAAUUGCUUCAUGAAAUUUGGUUCUUGGACCUACGAUGGAUACACGGUCGAUUUGAGGCACAUUAAUCAGAAGAAAGGGACAAACACGAUACCCCUGGGCAUGGAUCUACAAGAAUAUUACAUUUCCACCGAAUGGGAUCUGAUGCAAGCAUGGGCCGUGAGGCAUGAAAAAUAUUACCCUUGUUGCGAGGAACCGUACACCGAUAUCUUCUUUCACCUGGUCUUGAGGCGGAAAUCCUUGUUCUACACGGUGAAUGUCAUCAUCCCUUGUGUGGGGAUCUCCUUCCUUUCGGUCCUCGUAUUCUAUCUACCUUCAGAUUCGGGAGAAAAGGUCUCUUUGUCUAUUUCCAUUUUACUUUCACUGACCGUGUUCUUCCUGCUCUUGGCCGAAAUUAUUCCACCUACAUCCAAAUCAGUUCCAUUGUUGGGCAAAUAUCUCCUUUUCACGAUGAUAUUGGUUACCUUUUCCGUGGUGGUAACAAUCGGUGUGCUCAAUGUCAAUUUCCGAACCCCUGCCACGCACAAGAUGGCACCGUGGGUGAAGAAAACGUUCGUGGACUUCCUACCCAAGUAUCUGUUCAUUCGCCGGCCAGAGCCAGUGGAUGACGAGGAUGAUCUAGCAGUCAUGUACGAGACGAGCAAGUCCACCUCCACCAAGGAACUCCCAAUGCUGACCGAAAACAGUGGUUUGAGUCUGAAUGACAAUGCCAUGGGCCACCCUCUGUCUCCCACGAACGAUUUAGUGGGAGAUGACUUCUACGCCACCACGUUUGACGAAGAGAAGAGUCCCCACCUCGUGUCCAGUCAAGACUUUUACAGAUCACCGCUGGAAGAACACAGUUCCCUGAAUCCCGCCGUUGAACGGGCCAUGAAUGCACUCAAAUUCGUUGCUCAGCAUGUGAAAAACGAGGACAACUUCGAGGGAUUUGCGGACGAUUGGAAAUAUGUGGCCAUGGUGCUAGAUAGGAUUCUACUAUGGACAUUUACGGUUGCAUGCGUAUUGGGUACUUGUCUCAUUAUUAUGGCAGCUCCAACUCAUUACGACUCACAGAAGCCCAUAGAUGUGAUCUAUUCAAAGAUCGACAAGAAGAACACCCAUGAUACCAUCAAUAAACUAUAAGCGCGCCUGGCCUAUAUUUCAUCAAUUUUAUUAUGAAUGACAAGCAUAACUAUCACCCAAUAAACCAAUCUCGUUUUCCGUCA
Tigriopus californicus is the source of this 2417-nucleotide messenger RNA. RefSeq names its product acetylcholine receptor subunit alpha-like 1. Lineage: Eukaryota; Metazoa; Arthropoda; Copepoda; Harpacticoida; Harpacticidae. Gene Ontology annotation, biological process: signal transduction; chemical synaptic transmission; monoatomic ion transmembrane transport. The transcript is spliced from 11 exons. Gene Ontology annotation, cellular component: postsynaptic membrane; synapse; neuron projection. Bases 739 to 2334 code for a protein of 531 amino acids. Gene Ontology annotation, molecular function: acetylcholine-gated monoatomic cation-selective channel activity; transmembrane signaling receptor activity. The record is from RefSeq and is a predicted model, not a curated record.